AUGCCUGGGUUUCAACUCGAUUCAAAGACUUACAGCCACCACCCUACGCAUGCCGUAGACGAAUCCGAGUCGCCGAGUUCCAACCCGGUCGAAUACAAGCGCCGCGGUAUAUUCUCUCCUUCCGAGUGGCUUUUAGAGAUGCUUAGUACCAUUGGAAGUCUGGUGUGCCUCGCCGCAAUCAUCACCAUCUUCUGGAACAUGGACAACAAGCCGCUCUCGGCUUGGAACAGCAUCGUCUCUCUCAACGCAGCCAUAUCGAUUCUAACAACCGCCCACGGAGCGGCUCUAAUGCACGGCGUUGGCAAUUUCAUUGGCCAAAUCAAGUGGCUUCACUUCAAGGAGGGAGUCGAUAAGCUCGAGAACCUGCAAAAAUUCGACGAAGCAAGUCGCGGGCCCUGGGGAUCCUUCAUGUUUCUUGCCACGGUCAAGCCCAACCUGGCUACUCUCGGUGCCUUGAUUGCAAUAGCUCGAUUCGCUUUGUCGCCACUGACCCAGCAAGUGGUCAAGAUUGAGCAACAAUUAGUCCCAAAGGGCAACGCUGUCUUCGGAUAUGCGCACGAAUAUAAUCGUGGGCUUAUACUGGCGAACAAUGUUCCAGACAGCAUCCCACAGGAUCCCGGACUACAAGUGGCCAUCUUACGGGGACUGUAUAACAUUAGCAGUCCAGAGGUGUUCAGCUGCUCGGGGGAAUGUAGGUGGGAAGGGCGGUACAUAAGCCUAGGUUUCAAGACUGAAUGCACGAAUGUCACACGAGCAACACUUGAUACUUCCCAAUGUGCCAAGGCCUACUACGAUAAUCCAAGUCUUACCCUCUGCAACAUGACGACGCCCAGCGGCUUGGGCAUCUCGACUCGAUACGCGGAAACUGAUCUUACAACUACCUAUUGCAUGAAUUUUUCCUCAAGAUGGGAGUCAGAUGACGAAUUGCGGACCAGACUUCCUGAAAUUGCACGUUUCGCCUUGUAUAGGUCUACUAGCGAUGGCAACUUCAACGCUUGGGAUGUCAAUAUUACGGAUUGCUCUCUGUCACUCGCAGCUUACGAGUACACCAAUGCCCGAGCGAACGGCAGCGCAUUCUCACUUAAGCAAACCCGAGAGGUCGAGCCCAAUCCGAAGAACCCCUGGGAUUACAUAACGGAUGAUGAUGGCAUGAAAUCGCCCGCCCGGGUACAGUUAAACACGUCCAAGGUCCAGGGCACUCCUGCCCUUGCCAUAUCUUUGAGUGACCUCAGUGCCUUGUCAGUCUACCUCGAGUCGGAUUCGAUUGCCAGCGAGUUGGUAUCAGGAAACUGGGUGAAUAAGAACUCGGGCCUCAGCGCCGCGCUUUCAGGCAAUGUGGACGUGGGGAAGCGGUUCGAGAUGAUGGCUCUCAGCAUGACGAGUUAUCUGCGCUCUGGGCCAAACUCGAUCCCGGCAGCCGGGACGAGCUUCAGCAGCCAGCCCUUUGUUUCCGCCCGGUGGCCGUAUUUGAUAGGGCCCGGCAUCAUUCAGUCUGCGGCGUUGUAUUUGUUUUGGGGGGCGAAGUAG
This is a messenger RNA of Metarhizium brunneum ARSEF 3297, 1527 nucleotides long. RefSeq lists its product as uncharacterized. NCBI's taxonomy places the organism in Eukaryota, Fungi, Ascomycota, Sordariomycetes, Hypocreales, Clavicipitaceae. The record is from RefSeq and is a predicted model, not a curated record.